UCUCUUCCUCUCUUCUUGCAUCCAGUUGGGUGUAUGUAAGCUGUUGUCCGCCUGCUCCUGGCUCACCGCUGUUCGCUCGGAUUCUUCACGAAUAAGUCGGUCAGGAAGGUGAUCAGAUAUGGCAUUUAAAGACACGGGCAAAGCACCUGUUGAACAGGAAGUGGCCAUUCAUCGCAUCCGUAUUACACUAACAAGCCGGAAUGUGAAAUCCUUAGAGAAAGUCUGUGCUGAUCUAAUCCGCGCAGCCAAGGAGAAGAACCUGAAGGUCAAAGGACCUGUGCGUAUGCCCACCAAGACCCUGCGUAUUACAACAAGAAAAACCCCUUGUGGUGAGGGUUCCAAGACAUGGGAUCGGUUCCAGAUGCGCAUCCACAAAUGCUUGAUUGACCUGCACAGUCCUUCUGAGAUUGUGAAAUAGAUCACUUCCAUCAGUAUUGAACCUGGUGUAGAAGUUGAAGUCACAAUUGCUGAUGCAUAAAUGGCACUUUUUUCUGAAUAAAAGACCAUAACCGGAAAAAGAAAAAAAAA
Molecule: messenger RNA, 528 nt
Organism: Pseudophryne corroboree (corroboree frog)
Lineage: Eukaryota; Metazoa; Chordata; Amphibia; Anura; Myobatrachidae
Product: small ribosomal subunit protein uS10-like
Exons: 1
Coding region: 119-418 (99 amino acids)
Biological process (GO): translation
Cellular component (GO): cytosolic small ribosomal subunit; ribosome
Molecular function (GO): structural constituent of ribosome; RNA binding
Source: RefSeq, a predicted model, not a curated record